AUGAAGGAUGAUACGGAUCGGCCUAUGAAUACGUAUGAAAUGAAUCCAGAAGACUUUCAGAAGUACCUAUAUAAACGAGAAGAAUCGUAUAUGAAUGCUGAAAAGGAAGGUGCUUAUUUCAAACGGCCUCCUUCCUCUUCAUCGUCUUCAGGACAGAGCACACCUAAGCCUCUUGAGAAAGAUAUCCCAGUUCCAAUUGGAAACAUUGUUGCUCGGAUAUUACGGGGAGUAUCUCUUUAUGUAGCAUUAGCUUCGAUUGUGCUUAUGUGUUUGAUCACACACUCGUUCAUUAGUCGCCCUCAAGACAAGAGCUGCCAAACUGCUACAGUAUGGCCUUCUUAUGCAAAGUUUUUAGAUUUUGACAGCCGUUAUACUCGUUUCGCAGACAGGUAUACUCUUUAUCUUUACCGUGAAAAAAGCGUUUAUGGAAGCGACAAACCGACUGGUGUCCCCGUUCUUUUCGUUCCGGGAAAUGCUGGAAGUUACAAGCAGGUUCGUGCUUUUGCCGCUCAAGCAGCACUUGUUUAUGCUGAGGUGGCCGCGGAAGAUCCCGAAGGCACCCUAGAUUCUGGAAAACGAGAGCUUGAUUUUUUUGCUGUCGAUUUUAAUGAAGACUUCUCAGCAUUUCAUGGGCAAACUCUUUUGAACCAAGCAGAGUACGUGAAUGAUGCUAUAACUUAUAUCCUUUCCUUAUACCAAACUACAAGAAAAACUUCCGAUUAUCCAAAAGACGAAUCCUUACCCCUCCCUACUUCUGUAAUUAUUUUGGGUCAUUCCAUGGGAGGUAUCGUUGGUCAGGCUGUAUUUUCUCUCAAAAAUUAUGUUGAAGGUUCGAUAAAUACCUUGAUUACGUUAGCAGCACCUCAUGCUAUGGCUCCUCUUCCCUUCGAUCGCCAAAUUGUUGAGUUUUAUGAGGCCAUCAAAUCAUAUUGGUUAAAUUCAUUUUUACUUCCUGCUGAGGAAAAUUCCUUACGCGACACUCUUUUGGUUUCCAUUGCUGGAGGAGGUUUAGAUACAAAUAUUGUUCCUGAAUAUUCAGCAGUUACUGCAUUCGCUCCUCCGUCGAAUGCCCUUAGUGUUUUUACAUCUGGUAUUCCAUACGUUUGGGCUGAAAUUGAUCAUCAGGCUAUGGCUUGGUGUGAAAAUUUCCGAAGGGUCUUAAUUCGCGGUUUGUUUGCAAUUGUUGAUGCUAGACGGCCGACGGGUACAGUAUCACUCGCUGAAAGAAAAAGGUUAUUGUCACAUACUUACAUUCAAGGCUCUUCUCUGGACAAUGAUAUGAAUCAACUGUCUGGUUCCCCUAGUACUUAUGAAAAACUUGAAUGCGCUAAUACUGUAGUGUAUGAUAAGAAGCCCGGUACAGCAUUUAUGUUGGAUGAAUUUGGGACAAGUAAAACAAAGCAGCAUGUUUAUCCUGUCCCAACUCUUCCCGAUGAGUUCGAAUACUUUGAGCUUUUAACUAGUUAUCCCAUAGAUACCGCGGAUUCUCAAGUUAAAGUCCUGGCUUGCCACCUUGAUCCCAAAACUGGCACAUCGUUACCGGAAUUGAACAGGUCAGAAUCUGGAGAACCAUUACCCGUUGUUUGCGAAUUGUUAAGAGAUGCGAUUACGCUUAUACCUGCUUCGACGAUUGAUACUGACAUCCCCUAUAGCGGUAAGGUGUUUUAUAACUAUAAAUUGCCAAAGGAGCGACUUCAAGAUUAUCACCUAAUUUUGAUUACGGAUGAUUUGAAGGAGCCAAAUGAUUACUUUUUAGUUGGUGAAUUUGGCAAUAAAUCCUCGGACCCCAUACAGAUUGAUAAGUCUCAAAGCCAACUUUUUAAGCAUGGAGUCAACUUUUCGUUUAAUACGUCUAACUUGUUGUCUAAUAAAUUUCAGAUUUCGGGAAUGCAAAGCUCCCUCUUAGCUUACAAAAUUAAGCUUAGCUACGAACUUCAUGAUGGCAAAGAGGUACAGACGACUUUUACGCCCAUGUUGAAGCAAACCUUAGAAUCCCCUUUUGAAACUAAAUUUUACGUAAAUUUAACCGAAGCAGAAAUUUCGUUACAUGGAAUUUCUCCAUUCAUGGAAUACUUUGGCAAGGAAUCUGAAAAAUCGCUUGUUAUGGAAUUCAUCGCAAAUCCUCUUGUUUACAAAAAGUUUCAUGUAUCUUUACUUCCUGACUUAUAUGGUAGUGCAGGACGUUUAUUGAUGCGCUACCGCACUUUGCUGGGCUCAUUUCCGGUUGUCGUUGUAGCUUUUGCUGCAUACUGCCAGUUCCGCUAUUUCCAUUACGGCUCGACAUUCCUAAACAUGAAUACAGCACUUGAGAUCAUUGUUCGUAGAGGUUUGGUAAAGUUGCUCGUUUUCGUUUCCGUCCUCUCUACAAUCACUUCAUAUUUAACGAGUCGUGUAUCUACAGCUUUACCAGACGGUGCUGAUCCAGAUAGUUCAUGGCGCGUUUCCGCCGCGAUGGUGCUGAACUCAUUCUGGAAGCAAAAUCACUUGUUGUUUGGUUUACAAUCACCUCAGUUUUGGAUUUUGGCUCCAAUUUUAACUUUUAUGUUCGUUGGACUAGUCGUUGCCGCUGUAUUCAUGUUUUCGAUUAUUAUCCAUGUACUCUCAUAUUUCUACGGCUUUUGUUUUAAACUUCGAAAAUCUUCCAUGAAAGGGUUAAUGCAAUCCUUUUUUAUGUGUAUCAAGCUAACGUAUGUCUGUAUAAAGAAGAGAAACACUUCUGUGUGGAAAAACGCCGCUUUCAAUAAAUAUGAUGCUUCGGAGACAGCUUUGAAUGCUAUAUACGCUAAUCCAUCUCUGGCAUAUUGUUACGGAAGAAAAGAUUUUCAGACACGGCUCAUUUCGAAUAUUAUUCUACUAUUUAUAGUUAUGACCGUAGUGCCUUUCCAGAUAGCAUAUGUUAUUUUGCUUGCUACGCAGUCUAUGACUACUGCCAAAAGUUUAUUCUUGGCUAGGGGGUGUGCAAUAUCGAGUCACCGUCAGCAAAAGCUAUGGAGCUUCUUCAACUUUUCGCUGACGAUUACUUUUUUGAUGUUGCUUCUGGCUCCUAUAGAUUUUCCUGUGCUUUUAGUUUGGGCACGAAAUAUCUCCACGCAUUGGUAUAUUCCGUUUCCUACACAUCAUAACUUUUUCUCUAUCAUACCUUUUAUGAUAAUGACAGAAAUUCUUCGAAAAGGUAAACUACUUCCUCGCUUGACCGAUGCAGAGUUUUACUCAAAUAAUCUUCUCCUCUUCCUUUUAGCAUUUUAUUCACUAAUUUAUGGUGCUGAAAAGCCAUACUUAAUUCAUAACGUGGUGGGAGCAUAUUUCUUCUGGCUGAUUUUCUUAUAUGCCAAAAACCAGUUUGUCAAACAACCAAAAAGACCCUGA
Messenger RNA from Schizosaccharomyces osmophilus, 3366 nucleotides. RefSeq names its product GPI inositol deacylase Bst1 (gene bst1). The coding region runs from base 1 to 3366 and encodes 1121 amino acids. The transcript has a single exon. Gene Ontology annotation, molecular function: phosphatidylinositol deacylase activity. Gene Ontology annotation, cellular component: endoplasmic reticulum. The record is from RefSeq and is a predicted model, not a curated record. Gene Ontology annotation, biological process: endoplasmic reticulum to Golgi vesicle-mediated transport; GPI anchor metabolic process. NCBI's taxonomy places the organism in Eukaryota, Fungi, Ascomycota, Schizosaccharomycetes, Schizosaccharomycetales, Schizosaccharomycetaceae.